CCGAAAGUGGCGAAGACGAAUUUGAGCACCGCCGAGGAAUAUUCGGCACCGGAAGUCAAUCUUCCGGCAGAUAUCGAUUGGCAAAUGCUAGACAAAUCUAAGUUCUUCUUCCUGGGGGCGGCCCUCUUCUCCGGUGUCUCUUCCACGCUUUACCCUGUUGUAGUCCUCAAGACUCGGCAACAGGUAUCACAAACUCGUGUCUCCUGCAUGAAAACAGCGUAUUCGAUCCUACGUCACGAGGGUUUCCGAGGUCUGUACAGAGGCUUCGGCACAUCUCUAAUGGGAACAAUCCCGGCUCGGGCGCUCUACAUGACAGCGCUCGAAGUCACCAAGAGCAACGUUGGAACUGCCACAAUCCGGUUGGGGCUCCCGGAGCCAACGGCCGCAGCGAUUGCCAACGCUGCUGCAGGCCUUAGUGCAGCCAUGGCAUCACAGCUCGUUUGGACCCCGAUCGACGUCGUGAGCCAAAGACUCAUGGUUCAGAGCAACAGAAGCAGCAAUCCCAGUAACCCCAAUAUGUCACCUUGCAAGUACCACGGCGGAAUUGAUGCAUUUCGAAAAAUUCUGAGGACUGAUGGACUGCGAGGACUGUACAGGGGAUUUGGGAUAUCCAUAUUAACCUACGCACCGUCAAAUGCUGCCUGGUGGGCAUCGUAUUCUGUUGCUCAGAGACUCCUGUGGGGUGGAAUUAGUUGCUAUUUCUAUAAAAAAGAAGAGGAGAGCAGAAAGAAUAUGGGCAGCAGCGGUGGCAGUGGCGGCAUCUUCCGGCCGGAUUCCAAGACAGUGGUGGCAGUUCAGGGGGUGAGUGCAGCCAUGGCGGGCGGCGUUUCGGCUAUAAUUACAAUGCCACUGGAUACCAUCAAGACCAGACUGCAGGUAUUGGAUGGAGAGGAGAACGGUUGUCGCCGGCCCCUGACAAUUGGACAGACGGUAAGGAAUUUGGUUAGGGAAGGUGGGUGGACCGCCUGUUACAGGGGAGUAGGCCCGAGGUGGGCUUCCAUGUCCAUGUCUGCAACCACCAUGAUCACUACUUACGAAUUCCUGAAACGACUUUCUGCCAAGAAUCAAGAGAACUUGACGUGAUCCUACGUUGAUUCUGUUAGCUUUCCUGUGUAGCCUGGAGAUGAUUGUUGAAAAUAAAGUGAAUGCAGGUUUUUAAUAAAUCGAUGUCUUCUAAUCUUCUCUAUUUUUGUUUAUUUCAUUUUCUCAGUUUUAUAUAUGUAAACAAUUGUCUAUAGACUCUUGUAGGGAUUAGAAGGAAAAGAAAGAAAACAUGGGGAGCGGUGGUUUAAUAAGAUACAGUGGCCACUGGCCAGAAGGGGGAUAUAAAGUUCCAGAAGACCAGAAUAUCGUUAAGGUAGUGUGGUUCAUUCGUGUUAUGAAAUGAAAUGGAGAUUCCUGGUAUUCAUGCCUCGUAGA
Molecule: messenger RNA, 1419 nt
Organism: Nelumbo nucifera (sacred lotus)
Lineage: Eukaryota; Viridiplantae; Streptophyta; Magnoliopsida; Proteales; Nelumbonaceae
Source: RefSeq, a predicted model, not a curated record